GUGCCCAGCGCUCAUGAAUGCGCGAGAUCCGCGAGAACGCGCGCCGCCGAACCAGCCCAUCGACCAGCAUUCGCCAGCGUCAGCAGCCGGGAUCUCGCCAGGGAGCCGCCGACGCGACCGCGCCGCCAAAAUGGCCGCUACCGCUCGCCCCACCCAGAAGACCGCGCAGCAGCGGCCGAAGACGCCGCCUGCGCCAGCGUCGUCGGUGACGCCGAAGGCCCCCUCGGCGACCACGCUCAGCGCCAUGGAGGCGCUCGUGCCCGACGUGAUCCCCAAGAUCGCCAAGCAGGUGGUCACCGUCACCUUCAAGCGGGGCGUGGAGGUUCGCAUGGGGAACAAGCUCACCUGCGACCAGACGUGCAAGGCGCCCGAAAGCAUCUCGUUCCAGGGGCCCGCGAGCGCCUUCUACACUGUGAUGAUGAUCGACCCGGACGCGCCGAACUCACUGUCCCCGCGGCUGCGGCACUGGCGCCACUGGCUCGUCAUGAACGUGCCCAACAGCUGCGACCUCAAGGCCGGAGACACGGUCACCGAGUACGAAGGACCCAGCCCCCCCAAGGGAUCGGGACUGCACCGGUACGUGCUUCUCGUCUACUCUCAGGGGACCAACCGCAUCAGCGAGAGGGACGCCUCCGUGCCAGAGGCCCGUGGAAUGUUCAACCUGGGUCGCUUCGUGACCGACAACAAGCUCGGAGACCCGCUGGCCGUCAACUACUUCGUGUGCGAGAGGACUUCGCCGCCGUCGACCCCUCCGUCGUAAGCAGCGGCCGGUCGGUGCUGGCUCUGUCUCGUCGCCUCGGCUUGCCCCGCGUCGUACGCGAGACGAAAGAAGCUGGCUACACCUGGCGACGUGUCCGCCUGGGACACGUGAAGGCGAAUACGGCGUAAACAAUAAAUUUCGGCCACUUGAGUGCGUGCAGGGCGGAGAAAUUAGGCAGUUUUUUUCUUCGGGUGAAAGGCGAUGGACGUCUGCGUGGUAACCGAGGGCGCUGGCUUGGCGGAAAGCAAAUGAAGUUGGGGACCUUUUCCAGAUGAGAUGUUUCGAACGAGUGCCAUUGGUCCUGUAUGGGAGUGACAAGUUCGUCGGUGUGUGGUCUUCGGCGUCGCGCGGAACGUCGCGCACAACGUUUGGCAAGAAAAAGCCGAGCUUCUCGCGCAGCCCGUGGGACCACAUGGCUCUAAAUUAAGAAUAAAUAUUCGCGGGCUAAGGAAAGGC
Molecule: messenger RNA, 1216 nt
Organism: Dermacentor andersoni
Lineage: Eukaryota; Metazoa; Arthropoda; Arachnida; Ixodida; Ixodidae
Product: protein D3-like
Source: RefSeq, a predicted model, not a curated record